This is a messenger RNA of Clonostachys rhizophaga, 1097 nucleotides long. Lineage: Eukaryota; Fungi; Ascomycota; Sordariomycetes; Hypocreales; Bionectriaceae. The record is from the annotation of a GenBank genome assembly.
AUGUACAAGCUGGUUCACUCGAAUGGGAAUCAAGAUGCGUUGACUGCUCCAGCAAAUAUUGAGGCAGCCAUUGUUAAUGGGUGGAGACACUAUGCAUCACUUCAAUUUGAGAAAGACGAUUCUGUGAUGGAGAAAGUGUUCCCUACGCCUCUCGUGUGUCCCGAGAAGAGUAAGGUAUCUUGUUCAUGGAAAAAUAUCAACAACCUUGCCAUUGACUAUGAGUGCGCAAAGAAACCCACUCAAUUGCUCGAUCUGGACAAAGACUACGAGCUCAACAUGACAGCCAGCAUGACUAGGCCCGAGAAAUCCACCUUGCCUCAGAGGGAAUAUCCUCUCAUUAUCCAUGUUCGGGCAACUGGAAGACCGCGAGAGAAAGGCGAGGACUAUGUCGAGCAUGCGGAGUGUGCGCUGUACUGGCGAAUCCAGAAUCUUAAGGCAGCCAUCUACAAUGGAACGCUUUGGCAGGAAAACACAAAAUUCCUUCCUGAACAGCCAGUGGAACAUGAGGGCUCGUCAAUCAAAUGGAAUAUUUCAUCAUCUGUGUUCGAGGUCAUGAACAAUGCAACACAGGGGCUGAGCACCAGCAUGAGCUCGUGUUUCAACAGGACUAUCCUCAGGAAUCCCGACUCCGGAAAGCUAACCUAUGAUGAAAUGACGACCCGGGUUUUUCGACACAGCUGGAACAAAAAAGCGGAUAGGAACCUCAAUACCCUCGCUCUCCAAACUACGCUCAAGAGCUACGUCAAGAACGUUGCACUCUACACAUCUGCUGCCAUCCGUGCCAAAUCUGACCAAACGGCUCCCGGUUACAUUCACAGGAGAGAAGAAAUUUACGUUAUCAAAGAACUUUAUCUGAUUUACCCGCUCGUCGUGCUGGUUUUGAGCAUUCUAUUCUUCCUGGUGACGAUAUACAUGACCUGGAGCGACGAGAUCUGGAAGAGCAGUCUUCUCUCAUUGCUCCAUCAUGGGCUCGCUGACACCUUCCCUGAUAACCUCCAGACCAUGGUCGAGAUGACAGACGAGGCCGAAGAUAAAGCGUUCGAACUGAAGAAUGGUGGUGGGAAGGGCUUGAGACUUUACGAGAAAGGGCAAGUUGA